AUGGCGGACAACCGUCGAUGGUUCAACAUGCGAGCACCGAAGCCUCCUGGACCUGGUCGGAUCCGGGAGGACGAGGAGGGAGUUGAUCCUCCGGAGCAGGAAAUGGAUCCUGCGUCCGACAUUACUAAGCAGAAAGUGGCUGCUGCGAAGAACUACAUUGAGCAGCAUUACCGGAACCAGAUGAAGACGAUUCAAGAACGCAAGGAUAGGCGGAACGAGCUGGAGCGGAAGCUGGAGGAGGAGGACGUGCCGGAGGAGGAGCAGCAGCGCAUCAUGCAGGAGCUGGAGCGGCGCGAGACGGAGUUCCGCCGCCUGCAGCGCCACAAGAUGAGCGUCGACGACUUCGAACUGCUUACUAUUAUUGGGCGAGGGGCCUUCGGGGAGGUGCGCAUCUGUCGGGAGAAGAAGACGGGCAGUGUGUACGCCAUGAAGAAGCUCAAGAAGGCAGAGAUGCUUCGGCGCGGCCAGGUGGAGCACGUGAAAGCAGAGAGAAACCUCCUGGCCGAGGUGGAGAGCAAGUGCAUCGUGCAGCUCUACUGCUCGUUCCAGGACGACGAAUUUCUGUACCUGGUGAUGGAGUACCUGCCGGGCGGCGACAUGAUGACGCUGCUCAUGCGCAAGGACACGCUCACUGAGGAUGAGGCGCGCUUCUACGUGGGCGAGACGGUGCUGGCGAUCGAGAGCAUCCACAAGCACAACUACGUGCACAGGGACAUCAAGCCGGACAACCUGCUGCUGGACCGCCACGGGCACAUGAAGCUGUCGGACUUCGGGCUGUGCAAGCCCCUCGACACCAGCACCUUCCCCGCCGUCGACGUCGAGGAGGCCGCUGCCAUGCUCUCCAACGCGUCUCUAAACGACAACCAACAGGGGUCAGGCAGGAGCCAGGCGGAACAGCUGCAGAACUGGCAGAAGAACCGUCGUACGCUGGCCUACUCCACGGUGGGUACCCCUGACUACAUCGCACCUGAAGUGCUGCUCAAGAAGGGAUACAGCCUGGAGUGUGAUUGGUGGAGCAUGGGAGCCAUCAUGUACGAGAUGCUCAUCGGCUACCCGCCUUUCUAUUCUGACGACCCCAUGACAACCUGUCGCAAGAUUGUGAACUGGCGCACGCACCUCAAGUUCCCCGAGGAGGUGAUCAUCUCCCGGGAGGCCAGGGACCUCAUCUGCCGCCUGCUGUGCGACGUGGAGCACCGGCUGGGCACCAGGAGCGUCGGCGACAUCAAGAACCACCCGUGGUUCCGCGGCCUCCCCUGGGACCGCCUGUACAAGAUGGAGGCGGCUUUCCUUCCAGAGGUCAACGACGAGCUCGACACACAGAACUUUGAGAAGUUCGAUGAGGUCGUUGAGGCCAGUGGAGCACAGAAGGCAGGCCCCUGGAAGAAGAUGCUGCCAUCCAAGGACAUCAAUUUCGUCGGCUACACCUACCGCAACAUGGAAAUCGUGCAGGAGACGCAUUCCCCUCUCGGUGGCGCGUUGGAGCUGAAGAAGAAGAGCAAGGGGAAGAAGCCAGGCCUCAACUCCCUCUUUGCAGUCCCGCCUCCCAUCAUCCUUCCCCCACCUCCUCUUUCUCUCCUUCCCGUCUUCCCCUCUUUCCCUCCCCCCCACACACAGACGCCCCAGACGCCCCAACCGCAUCUGGAGGAGGGGACCCCCACGAUAGCCACUCCCACGGCUCUGGCAGCAGGGCAGCAGUUCAGUCACCUCCCCUCCCCCUCCCAAUCCCCUCCUUUCUCCCGCGAAAACACAGACGCCCCAGCGGCAUCUGGAGGGGGAGACGCACACGACAGCCACUCCCACGGCUCUGGAAGCAGGGCAGCACAUGGGGGACAGGGAGGGGGCGGGGGGAGAGGGGGAGGGGAUUACGGGAGGGAUGAUGGGUAUGACGAUAGGGCUCGCCUCGCUUUGCACGUCAUCAGCUUCACGCUCACCCUCUGCUGGCCUCACCUGCUGCUCGCGCUCUGGGCGAAUGUCGAAUUCGCCUCAGAGGCUGCGCUCCGUGAGGCUGUCGCCUCGCUGCUCGCCUCCCACUGGUUGCUGUUUUGUCGGCAACUCACUCUCCCAUUCAUCGAGCAGGCCAAAUUGCCACCAUUGAAUGGCCGCGCUGCCAUGAAUGCGGGGAGCCAGUCGUCAAACCAUUUUCACAGACCCAUUUCCCCUCCCUCUUCUCUCAUUUCCCCACCUUCCCUCUUUCUUUUCCACCACUACUCCUCAUACCCCCCUUCUCUCCCUCCUAUUUUCCGCCCUUCCUCCUCUCAUUUCCCCCCCCCCUGCUUCCUCGAUGUUUUCCCCACUGCUCCUCCACACAUCCCCCCUCUUCUCCCUCUCAUUUCCCCCCUUUAUCCAUCUCUGCUUCCCCUCGUUCCCCUCUCUACUUCCCCUUGUUUCCUCCUCUGCUUCCACUCGUUUCCCCCUCUCCUUCCCCUUGUUUCCCCCUCUGCUCCCCCUCGUUUCCCCCCCCCCCUUCCCCUUGUUUCCCCCUCUGCUCCCCCUCGUUACCCCCUCUCCUUCCCCUUAUUUCCCCCUCCCCUUCCCCUCGUUACCCCCUCUCUUUCCCCUUUCCCCAUCUGCUUCCCCUCGUUCCACCCUCUCCUUCCCCUUAUUUCCCCCUCUGCUUCCCCUCGUUCCCCCCUCUCCUUCCCCUUAUUUCCCCCCCUGCUCCCCCUCGUUCCCCCCUCUCAUUCCCCUUAUUUCCCCCUCUCCUUCCCCUCGUUCCCCCCUCUCCUUCCCCUUGUUUCCCCCCCUGAUCCCCCUCUUUCCCCCCUCUCCUUCCCCUUGUUUCUCCCUCUGCCUCCCCUCGUUCCCCCCUCUCCUCUUCCGUGUUUCCCCAUCUGCUCCCCCUCGUUCCCCCCUCUACUUCCCCUUGUUUCCCCCUCUGCUCCCCCUCGUUCCCGCCUCUCCUUCCCCUUGUAUCCCCCUCUGCUCCCACUCGUUCCCCCCUCUCCUUCCCCUUGUUUCCCCCUCUGCUUCCCCUCGUUCCCCCCUCUCCUUCCCCUUGUUUCCCCCCCUGAUCCCCCUCUUUCCCCCCUCUCCUUCCCCUUGUUUCCCCCUCUGCAUUCCCUAGUUCCACCCUCUCCUUCCCCUUAUUUCUCUCUCUGCUUCCCCUCGCUCGUUCCCCCCUCUCCUUCCCCCUAUUUUCCCCUCUGCUUCCCCUCCUUUCCCAUAUGCUUCUUCACAUAUCCGCCCUCUUCCGCCCCUCUUUUUAUCAUCUCCCCUCCCUUCCACCGCCUCACCGCAGCCUAG
This is a messenger RNA of Closterium sp. Naga37s-1, 3243 nucleotides long. Lineage: Eukaryota; Viridiplantae; Streptophyta; Zygnematophyceae; Desmidiales; Closteriaceae. The record is from the annotation of a GenBank genome assembly.